AUGUAUGACCGCUUUGGAGCUGAAGGUCUCAGCGAAGGCGGCAUGGGUGGCGGUAUGGACCCCCAGGACCUGUUCUCUCAGCUUUUCGGAGGCGCUGGAGGCUUCUUUGGCGGUGGUGGACGCCCUCGUGGUCCGAGGAAGGGCAAGGACCUGGUCCAUCGCGUCAAGGCGACGCUGGAGGACCUGUAUAACGGCAAGCUGACGAAGCUUGCCCUGCAAAAGCAUGUGUUGUGCGCCAAGUGUCAAGGACGUGGAGGAAAAGAAGGCGCAGUCAAGACAUGCAACACAUGUAAUGGUCAGGGUGUGAAGGUUGUAUUGCGUCAGCUCGGUCCUAUGGUGCAGCAAAUGCAGCAGACGUGUCCUGACUGCCAUGGUCAAGGUGAACAAAUCAAUCCAAAGGACCGCUGCACGCAAUGCAAUGGCAAGAAGAUUACGCAGGAGCGCAAGGUACUCGAGGUCCGCAUCGACAAGGGCAUGGAAGAUGGUCAACAGAUCACAUUCAAAGAAGAGGCUGACCAGGCGCCCAAUACGAUUCCUGGUGAUGUGAUUAUUGUGGUGGACGAACAACCACACCCUCGCUUCAAGCGUAAGAUGAAUGAUUUGUUUGUGAAUGUCGAGGUUGAUCUGCUUACGGCGCUCGCUGGCGGUCGUGUGAGCAUCCCACAUCUUGACGACCACGCUCUCUCGGUUGAGAUUCCCCGCGGCGAGAUUGUCCACCCUGGUGACAUGAAGGUACUUCGUGGCCAGGGCAUGCCGUCCUACCGCCAUCAUGAGUUGGGCGAUCUGUAUGUGAAUCUUUCAGUCAAGUUCCCCGAUAGCUUGAACGAGGAUCAGCUGCAGCUGCUCGAAAAGGCAUUGCCACCACGUCCUGCACCUGCCUCGUUGCCCAAGGAUGUGGAUGUCGAGGAUGUCGUCAUGGACGCGAUCGACGAACAUGAAGCUCAUCGCGCACGUACAGGUCCCGCGACGACGGGAGAAAUGGAGGACGAUGAUGCGGCUGGUGGUCCGCAAGUGCAGUGCGCACAGGGCUAA
Malassezia globosa CBS 7966 is the source of this 1032-nucleotide messenger RNA. RefSeq lists its product as uncharacterized. The transcript has a single exon. Gene Ontology annotation, cellular component: nucleus; cytoplasm; cytosol. The record is from RefSeq and is a predicted model, not a curated record. Gene Ontology annotation, molecular function: Hsp70 protein binding. The coding region runs from base 1 to 1032 and encodes 343 amino acids. Gene Ontology annotation, biological process: protein refolding. Lineage: Eukaryota; Fungi; Basidiomycota; Malasseziomycetes; Malasseziales; Malasseziaceae.